ACCAUUCUCCCCAAACCGUCACCGCGCGUGUCAACAAACGACUUCGGAACCUAUGCUCAUAACAGAAAAUCCGAGGUUAUAGCAUUCGACGAGUCGAAAACCAGCGUCAAAGGUGUCCUCGAUUCGCGGGGGUCACAAAAAUCCCUCCCAUGUUCCACGUCAACGUGGACCUCACCGACACCUCACCCAACAACGACUUCACCAUCCCAAUCGUGGACCUUCGAGACAAGGUUCGGCGCGUGGAGGUAGUUGACAAGGUUCGUGGAAUUCGUGGGUUUCAUGAAAAAAAUGGUGAACAGAGGAAAAGGUUUUAUUCACGCGAUAAUGAGAAGCGAGUGAGGUAUUUUUCCAACGGGAAGCUCUUCAGAUACAUGGCUGCUAAUUGGAGAGACAACAUUGUGUUUGUUGCGAAUUCUGAGCCUCCCAACUCUGCUGAAAUGCCACCUCUAUGCAGAGAUAUUGUGGCUGAAUAUACCAAAAAAGUAAGGGUGUUGGGCAUUACAAUCUUUGAGCUAUUGUCAGAGGCUCUUGGCCUUAAACCUUCUUACUUCAAAGAAAUGGACUGCGCUGAGGCACUUUAUAUUUUGGGUCAAUACUAUCCACAAUGGCCUGAACCUGAACUCACCAUGGGCAUUACAAAGCACACUGACUGUGACUUCAUGACAAUACUUCUGCAAGACAUGAUAGUUGGCCUUCAAAUUCUGCAUGAGAAUCAAUGGAUUAACGUUCCUCCGGUGCGUGGAGCUCUUGUUGUAACCAUUGGAGAUAUUCUACAGCUUGUGACGAAUGACAGGUUCAUCAGUGUUUAUCCCCAGGUCUUGUCGAAGAAUAUAGGCCCUCGAAUUUCUGUAGCAACCUUCUUCAUGAACUAUACAAUAUCUGAAUGUACAUCGAAGAUUUAUGGUCCAAUAAAGGAAUUGUUAUCAGAAGAAAACCCUCCAGUCUAUAGGGACAUUACUAUGAAAGAAAUCUUGACAAAUUAUUAUGCAAAAGGCCUUGAUGGGAACUCUUACUCGCAGCCCUUAAGGUUGUGAUUGUGAAGCAAAUUAAAGUAUUAGAUGGGUGGUUGCCCUCAUGAUUCUCAUUGAGAUGGCUUUAGCCUGCAUUUACCAUGGUUAACUCUUGCCUUUUGCUGUCAUUUUCAGUAUCUUGUUAAAUUUCUAUAAACAGCAUUCUUUAAGUUCUAGAGGCAAAAGGUAAUGCCAUAUUUAAUUAAUUUUACUAAGGAGGAUAACUUCCUGUAUUAUGAAAAUAACUUCACAUGUUCUUGUGAAAGUCAACAUAAUUUUCAGCUUUUUUGUUGCUGUCAAGCGCUUGAAGAUCCAUAUAUUGCGUACUUUUUAAAUUUA
Messenger RNA from Glycine soja, 1349 nucleotides. Its product is annotated as 1-aminocyclopropane-1-carboxylate oxidase homolog 1-like. The record is from RefSeq and is a predicted model, not a curated record. NCBI's taxonomy places the organism in Eukaryota, Viridiplantae, Streptophyta, Magnoliopsida, Fabales, Fabaceae. The transcript has 3 exons. The coding region runs from base 150 to 1034 and encodes 294 amino acids.